AUGUCUGAUGUCUCUGUCUCUACUCGAUCAAGUUCGAAACCCCUUUACGCUGUUGUCUCUGCUGUCUCUGGGGACAAUAACAUUGGACCAACCUAUCGAAAUGUCAACAUAGAGCCAUUACCAGUCAACCCAAUAAUCAUGCCGCACACCUUGUUCAACUAUCCCUCAUGGCAAUCUGGCUCUUCCCCAACUGGCACGCCUAUUUCUUACCUUCCGAUAGGAGAGAGUUCUAAUCUAGGCUCCAACCCAGCUUUGCCGACUAGGUUGCAACAUAACCAGGUCGCGAUAGGCUCACAGUCUGGGGCUUACAAUAACGAUCCCGGAAACAACGACUUUAUGCCGAUGCAAAAUGGAACUCUGUCUAACAGCUCUGGCUACUACGGCGAGAUUUUAGCGACCAAUAUUAAUAGCAACCCUGGGGACCAACUAGUAUCAACAUUUCCAACCGAGGGCAGCAGUGAAGGCCGAACCGUACAAGGGCAGAUGCAUGAAGGCUCUAAGGUGCCGGUGGGAUGGCUGCACAUACCGAAGACACUUCAACCGUGA
This is a messenger RNA of Aspergillus tanneri, 546 nucleotides long. RefSeq lists its product as uncharacterized. The transcript has 2 exons. The record is from RefSeq and is a predicted model, not a curated record. Bases 1 to 546 code for a protein of 181 amino acids. Lineage: Eukaryota; Fungi; Ascomycota; Eurotiomycetes; Eurotiales; Aspergillaceae.